AUCAAGGGCAAUCAGCUAUACAACAAUCCUAUUGAGAGACACCAGGAGCUACGCCUAUGAGUCAGCGGAUAUGUAGGGACAUGCUUAUGGACAGGGGACUCCAGGAGCUUUUCCAUGCCCAUGUGCUGGGAGCUUGUGUCUGGGACAAAGGAUGUACAAGCCAUGUGGCAAAGGAUAUAAAAAAGCAGCUGCAGCUUCUCCAUUUUGUCUUCUAUCCUGGUUCCCACCUCUGAAGCAACUUCUCUACCCACUGAAGCUUUGAACAAAGGACUGAAUGAUCCGUCCAAGCUGUGGAUGUGCUCCAGAGGGACUCUACAAGCCAGCAAACUCACUCAAGUUGCUAAGAACCUGAUGUAUGGACUCUGAAGUCACGUGAGCACUCUCAGGAUUUGGGCUCCCAGCAGAAAGCACCAAGGGGACCUCACUUUUUGGACUGCCACUGGAAAGAGAUGCAUGUUCAGAUGUGUUUGACACUGUGUGGGGCUGGUGACAGAAGCCUUCUAUCCCAGAAACCACUGUAAGAGUUUUUCCAACCUGGAGGUGCCAGCAAACCUGGGGAGGCCUCUGGCCCAUCAGCACCUUAAGGCUCAAUGAGCAGCACUUCAACUUACCUCUCCCACCUGCUGCUGCCCUGGCUAAGGCACCUUCACGUGGUCCUCUCGCUCCGCCUCUCCCAUGUGCUGGAAUCUAUCUAUAGGGGGUCACUUUGAAGGCACUCCUCACAUCACUGCCCAGGUCACACGUCCCUUCUUUUCAUUUUAUCUUGCUGACCCUGCCAGCAGCUGGGGCUGGAGAUUGAAUGUCAGUGAGACAUAAACAAAAUAACCGAAGUGACUGCUCGCUUCUGGGAACUGCCAGCAAGGAGAGAACCAACGCAGCUCAGGUUGCAGCCCCUGCCUGCUGCAAGGGGAUAUAAAGACGGGGCCUGACUGGUGGCUCCAGACUAAGUGCUGGGGAGACUCAAUUGGCUUCUGCAGGUGGCUUCUACUCCAGGUGAUGAUGGGGAAAAUUGGCUUCUCCCUGAUCCUCGCCCUCUCUCUGGUCACUGUUGGCACCACUUCAGAGAGAAAGUGUGACCUGUCCGGGCUGUGGCGGAAUGAGCUGCGCUCACUGAUGGAAAUACAUGAAGUUAACCAUGCAGGAGAAUUCUCCGGCGAGUACCUCACAGCUGUGACGGCCACCAGCAACUGUAUCCGCAGGUCACCCCUGAAGGGAGCCCAGCAUGACACGAAACGGAGGGGCCAGCCGACCUUCGGCUUCACUGUGAACUGGGAGAAGUUCUCAAACUCGACAACUGUCUUCGUGGGCCAGUGCUUCGUGGAUGAUAAAGGGAAGGAAACUCUGAAGACCAUGUGGCUGCUGCGUGAGGAGGUUGGAUCCCCUGGAGAUGGCUGGAGAGCGACCAGGGUCGGCACAAACGUUUUCACCCGGAAACGAAAUGUAGAGCGGGGGAAAAUCCUUCAGCAGCACUCUCCACCCUGCGAGGCUCCAACUCCAACUCCAACAGCACAGUGAACACGCUCUCCAGCUCCACGGUUCCUGUGCCCACCUGGUCUUGAAUUGUUCUGGCCUCUCUCGAGCGUCUCGCCCAGCAGAGUCGCCCGUCUCUGCCUCCAUCUCCCCCUCACUCUCUGGUUACCGCCCCAGAAUCGCUGCCCCGCCCCCAACGCAGCAGUUUAGUUCAUUUCUCAGCAAUACUCUAGUGCGGGAGGCAAAUGAAUUUUUUGUGUUUUUAUCUCUCUUGGCUUUUUCAGUCGUGACGCCCACCUGCCCCUCUCUGACUUCCCUGGAUGGUCCCGAAAUCUCUCCCAUUAGCUGGGGCCUUUCUGGGACACUCCUGGCAGCUUUAUUGCCCUGGGUUCACUCCUUUCCUCACUCUCCAUCAGUCUAUGGUAGAGAUUGCACCAACCUUACUAAAGUCCCAAGGAAAUGGUGCUCCCCUUCUCAAUGGCCUUUACGUUUGCUCAGGACUAUCCACUCUCAGUGCUCCCAGCUCAAAGGUUCAUUUCUCUUAGAAAGUUUC
This is a messenger RNA of Dermochelys coriacea (leatherback sea turtle), 2023 nucleotides long. Its product is annotated as avidin-like. The record is from RefSeq and is a predicted model, not a curated record. Gene Ontology annotation, molecular function: biotin binding. Bases 997 to 1515 code for a protein of 172 amino acids. The transcript is spliced from 5 exons. Lineage: Eukaryota; Metazoa; Chordata; Testudines; Dermochelyidae.